UUUCCAUUGACAUUUGACAAUCCUGACGUUUCUUCAGUAUAUUCUGUGGUUUCUUCCUUUUUGUUGUGUGCAAUGGCGCCGACUAUAGAAAAGAAAACGAAAACUGUUAAAGGACUGCCCGCAGUUCCCGAAUCGGUUUUAAAACACCGUAAGAGGAGGGCGGCAUCCCGGGCCCAAAGAUUACAGUCUGAAAUUAAAAAGAAGUCUGAUCAGAUCAAGAAACGUAAAGAGAUCUUCAAAAGAGCCGAACAAUAUGUUAAGGAAUACAGGUUGAAAGAACGCGAUGAAAUCAGGCUUGUUCGCCAAGCUAAAACUAGAGGAAACUUCUAUGUACCUGCACAAGCAAAAUUGGCAUUUGUGAUUCGUAUUAAAGGUAUAAACAAAGUUUCCCCUAAAAUCAGGAAGGUUUUGCAAUUGUUCCGCUUACUCCAAAUCAAUAAUGGAGUAUUUGUUAAACUAAAUAAAGCCACCAUCAAUAUGUUGAGGAUUUGUGAACCAUACAUUACCUGGGGAUAUCCUAAUCUGAAAUCUGUAAGAGAGCUUAUAUAUAAGAGAGGAUUUGCCAAAGUUAAUGGACAGCGUAUUCCUAUCACCAGUAAUCAGAUCAUUGAAGACAGGUUGAGUAAAUCUGGAAUUAUUUGUGUUGAAGAUUUGAUCCAUGAACUCUUUACUGUUGGACCUAGUUUCAAAUAUGCCUCGCACUUUUUAUGGCCAUUUAAGCUCAACACACCAACAGGUGGAUGGCGUAAGAAAACUAAUCACUAUGUCGAAGGUGGUGAUUUUGGUAACAGAGAAGAUAAAAUUAAUGAACUUCUCAGAAGAAUGGUUUAAGCCACUUAAAAGUUAUUUCUAAUAAAUUAUAGAAAACAGAA
Messenger RNA from Sitophilus oryzae (rice weevil), 872 nucleotides. RefSeq names its product 60S ribosomal protein L7 (gene RpL7). The coding region runs from base 73 to 831 and encodes 252 amino acids. The transcript is spliced from 4 exons. Gene Ontology annotation, cellular component: cytosolic large ribosomal subunit. The record is from RefSeq and is a predicted model, not a curated record. Lineage: Eukaryota; Metazoa; Arthropoda; Insecta; Coleoptera; Curculionidae. Gene Ontology annotation, biological process: maturation of LSU-rRNA from tricistronic rRNA transcript (SSU-rRNA, 5.8S rRNA, LSU-rRNA). Gene Ontology annotation, molecular function: RNA binding; structural constituent of ribosome.